This is a messenger RNA of Thunnus maccoyii (southern bluefin tuna), 4109 nucleotides long. RefSeq names its product peroxisome proliferator-activated receptor gamma coactivator-related protein 1-like. Gene Ontology annotation, cellular component: nucleus. The transcript is spliced from 11 exons. Lineage: Eukaryota; Metazoa; Chordata; Actinopteri; Scombriformes; Scombridae. The record is from RefSeq and is a predicted model, not a curated record. Gene Ontology annotation, biological process: positive regulation of transcription by RNA polymerase II. The coding region runs from base 95 to 3790 and encodes 1231 amino acids. Gene Ontology annotation, molecular function: transcription factor binding; RNA binding.
AAUACAGUCGGUGGUGUCAAUCUGAUUUCAGGUCGGUCUCCUCUGCCGCUUCCCGCCAGUGACCACGUGUCUCCGUCCGGCCUGCCAGCGUACCAUGUGGAGCAGCAACAUGGCGGCGCGGUGGAGGGGGAAAGAAGGGGAUUUAAAUGCCGGCAACAGCGACUUUCUGUGCAGCAACACACCCGACGAGUUCACCCUGUGCAGAGGUGAUGUGGAGAUGGACCCACAGUCCUGUAUGGAUCACUCCAUCUUGGCCAUUUUUGAAGAUUCCACUGUUUCAUCAGAGGACAAGAGCGGAGUGGAGGAGGAGAAUGAGACUCUGCUGUCGGCUCUGACCGAGAUGCUGGACAGUGUGGAGGAUGUCAACGGGACUCUGUCUCCCUUUGACACCUUGCCUGACACUAAGCUCCUCACCAACCAGGAGUGCAGGGACAAGUCAGCGGAAGUAUACCUCACUGACAGACUUAGACCAAGAUCCAAAUCCCCAAAUUUAACAUUCACAAUAAAGAGUGAUGGGGAAAAGGAAGAAGAGCGCAAAGUAGAGAAAAACAGUCUGACUUUGUUUCAACCCAACAAUAAGAAAGUGGAGAAUGAAGUGGAAGUCUUCACCUCAACAUCUCUGGUCAACCUGGUGAAGAUCAUGCACCCCUACUGCUUAAAGCUGCAGGUGGAGGAGGAGGGGAAGGGCUGGGAGAGCACAGCCCGACCGUCAGCCUCCUCCUGGGACAAACUGAAGAAAAAACACACAUUAUUCUCCCAGGGAGAGGUAUAUAAGUACGAGAGGCCCACUGAAGAUGGCGACGAAGAGAUUAACGUUGUGUCUGACGAUGAGGCACCUGCAAAAGAGACAAAGGAGGAAGAAGAGGGAGAUGAAAAAAGAGAUGAUGGCAAACUUCUGAAAAGCAUAUUGCUGCAUGGGAAUUCAUCCAGAGCUCCGUUGUGCAGAGAAAAGAAAAGAGUGAGCUUCGGUCCCGUUCAGAUGGCUUCACUCGAUGAAUCCGCGGGUAAAGAGUUGAAUGAGAAAAAUCAAACUAGCGGGCACACGAGUGGGAUAACAGUUUCAGAAGCACUUGAAAAUCCAGCUGGCUCCGCACUUGAAGCCCAAACAAACCCGUCGUCAGAAAUCAACAGUAACAACAAAGCUGAGGUUCUGCCACCAAAAGCUGAGACAAAGGCCAAAUCACUAAGCCUCCAACAGUACAGACAGCUGCGCCAAAAAAGACAGCCUUUGGUGGAGAAACAGGGGAACUACAUCACCAAGUGGCCCUCUGUUUCUGAGCCCCCUAAAGAGCUGACCCCCAUCCUCUGUUUACAAGGACAAAGAAUCAGUACUGAUCGUCUCCAUAGACCUUCAUCCCAUCGUACCGCUCUACCGUCCAGGCCUAACCCAGUAGAGGACAAGCCAUCCAGUCGUACAUGUGGUAGUGGGUUAAAGUGCCCAAAGACUGAGUCUAAAAUCAUCUCACCUGCUAGUCCACUGCCAGAUGUCCAGGCUAAUGCAGAUGUCAAUGUGCCUGAAAGCAAGAAAAGUCCAGUAAAGAAGCCAACGCUGCUCAGUAGCGACCCCCCAAAUCCUGUCCUCCUCCCCAUGCCCGUUACCCAAACAGCAUCCCCAUCCACUGCUCACUCCUCAUCCAAAGAAUCCAAAGUGGAGCUCCUCAACAGAGACUCUAGCCUUGAGACCACCGCAAACCUCCAAGAAAUCCAAAAUGAAUCCACAACCUCAACUUCUCAAACACAACCAUCCUCCUCAGAACCAAAGCCUAAGGCGAUGUUACCAAAGCAGGAUCGUAACUUGGACAGCACCGUCCUGCUCCAGGAAAUUAAGAACAAGCUCACUGAGAUAGUUUCAGGUAUCUCCUCUAGAUCUCCUGCACUAGGCUCCACCACAACACAAACAGAGUCGAAUUCAGAAUGCAAGGAGCCUCAAAAAUACAGUCCGAAGCCAACGAAAGACAUCAUGCUGGAACCAAAGAUUCCUCAGUCACCAUGUCCGGAUCCAGUGGGGCAGACAAAAUGUCCUUCCUCUACGUCAUAUUCCAGUCAGCCACCUACUUCCCUAAAUACUCCCACACCAGUAAAGGAGACGUCACCUGAGGUUCCCUCUAGUAUUUCUCCUCCUGAGGAGCCACCACCGUCGCCAAAGCUUGGCUGUAGAGAGCAGAGUGCUGUAGGUGAGUCAGGAAUCGAGGCCCCUGAUCUGACAAGCCUGCUGGAACAGUUUGAGGAAACACAAGACAAAGAGGAGGGAGAGAGCGAGAGCAAGCCGGAGCCCAAACUUGUUAGUGCUGCUUCAUCUCCAAAUCUGCAAACACACACAGAUCUGCACAUAACUCCGCCUAGAGGAACAGAAAAGACCUCCAAACAACUACUGCCUCCCCCUGUGGAACCACUUAAACCUUUAAGCACUUCAGAAACACCUGGGACUCUAAAAACUAUCAGGAAUCUGCCAGAUCUCCAAAUGUUACCGCUCGCGGAUAUCCCCGAGCCCCUUGGCACCGAGAUCAUUCUCAGCACUCAGCAAACGCAGCCAGCAAGGCGUAAAAACCCUCCAUCCAAGGCCAUUCAGAUAAUCGACCCCCGUCCUCUACCAUCCAAGAAGACAAACACAAGCACUUCAGAGUUCCCUGCCGCUCAUACCGCUCCUCACUUGUAUUCAUCUGUAUCCUCAGAUCAUGAUUACUGCGCGCCUGUGGACCAUUCACCUACAAGUGCUACUCAGCAUAGCAGAGCUAAGCCCUCUUUACUCAAGGAUAUUUCUAAAACCACUAAUGAAGUGCAGGUGAAUACCCACGACUCCUGUGCAACUGCUGAAUGCAGAAAACAGACCUCCACCAGGGAAGUUACCACCACUGUCAGAGCUGUUAACUGUGCAACACCUGUGAUGCAGCCUCUCUCUGAGAACCACAAGACCAGAUCAGAGACAAACCCGUCCACAGACAAAGCUCUGUCGCCUUCAGACAGUGCUGCCUCAGAGCAGGACUGCGGCGGUGCGAGCGAAGAUAAGACGGCUCCAUGCACUCUGCCGACACCUCCGCCCAGCCCUCCCAGUAGAGGAAGAGAGAAGAGGAGAUAUCGGAGAAGAUCCCCUCGCUCCUCUUCUUCCUCCUCCUCCAGCUCUGCAUCCCGCUCCCCAAAAAGACCAAGGCUCCAUCACAAGCGUUCAGAGAGCAGUUCAUGCUCGUCGUCCUCGUCUCGCUCUGUUUCCCGCUCCCCACCUCGGCGGUAUAGAUUGUCUCGCUCCAGAUCAAGAUGCAGCAGGUCCAGAUCUCGAUCUUGGUCUCAAUCCAGAUCCCCGUCACGGUCACCAUCCCCACGGACCUGCCAUACGCGAUGGAGAGAUGUUUACAGCAGCAGAGAGUCCAGACGGCUCAGGAGGGAACAUGAGAUGAGGAUCCAGAAACUUAAAGCCAUUGAUGAGCGGCGGGUGGUGUACGUCGGCCGCAUCAGCAGGGCUAUGACACACGAUGAAUUGAGAGAACGCUUCUCUCAAUUCGGAGACGUAGAAUGUGUGUCGCUUCACUUCAGAGACCGAGGCGACCACUAUGGCUUUGUCACUUUCUACAACAUGGAAGAUGCUUUUGCAGCCAUUGAUAACGGAGGAAAACUACGAAGGCCUGAUGAGCUGCCGUUUGAUAUCUGCUUUGGUGGAAGAAGACAGUUCUGCAAAUCAAACUAUGCCGAUCUCGAUGCAAAUAGAGAUGCAGAAGAGUCUCCUGCCAGAAGCAGGUUCGAGGACCUCGACUUUGAUUCAUUACUGAAACAAGCCCAGAGAGGGUUAAAGAGGUAGCAGAGCCGCAUGGAAGGACAAGAAGACCGGACUGGAUGUGGCAGAGAUGGAAAUGAUUUUUCAUGAACCUCAGAGCUUUUUGCUCAUACUUAUGUAGCAAACUUUUGUAUGUCAUUAGCUUUUUUUUUCAUGUUUUGGCACUUGUAUGUAUGCCGUUUUUUAAUGUGUACAGUUAAUAUGUACAAGUAUGUAGCACUCCUAAUUUGAAAUUAUCGUAUUAGUGGAACUCACUAAAGAUUUUUUUUUGCAUUCCAUAACACUGAUAAAGUUUUGUAUAUUUGUAUAUGAAAAAAUAAAGGCUGUUUAUUGUGUCUCCUGA